AUGUACGAAAACUUGAUAGCAUUUCUACUGGGAAGAAAGACGGAGCUGACCGAGGAAGAUCUAAACGAUUUUAUGGAGCUGCUUGUAAAGGCCUUGAAUGUUGAGGAGGAGUACGAGACACUUGAGAAGCAGACAGUGAUUGAGAAUAUUGUUGAUUCUGUAGCAAUCAAAGACCAAAAUGAGAGGAAAAUAAUCUCGAGUGCAAUUGAGAAUAUUCUUGAGCUUGAGGAAGAGUCUACUGACACUGAGGAGAGUGAGGACAUCUUCGCUGACAAAAGCGAGGAUGCUGUUCCAUUAAAGAUGAGAAAGAUGAAAAGAGGGGACUUUGGAAGAGCAAAGACAGAAAAAGACAAAAGAAAAUCCAAGAAAGAAGCGAAGGCCAACGAUGGGAAUAAAAUGGAAGCUGAGGCUGAUAAAAACAAUGGGAGCAUUGUAGUAGAUAAAAAAAUAGAAGAGAAUCAGAAGAAGGCAAAGGUAAAUGAAGAAAAGGAAAUCAAGCCUAGCCAAAUAUUUGUGAAAGAUAACAUUGCAAAUGCGACUUUGAACUAUCCACAGUUUGACUUUGAAAUUGGCGAGCUUGAAGAAAAUCAUCAAUCAGGACCUGAGUUUUCGUUCAGGCUGGAUGAAUAA
Messenger RNA from Vittaforma corneae ATCC 50505, 630 nucleotides. RefSeq lists its product as uncharacterized. The transcript has a single exon. The record is from RefSeq and is a predicted model, not a curated record. Bases 1 to 630 code for a protein of 209 amino acids. NCBI's taxonomy places the organism in Eukaryota, Fungi, Microsporidia, Nosematidae.